Amphiprion ocellaris (clown anemonefish) is the source of this 3350-nucleotide messenger RNA. RefSeq names its product N-acetylglutamate synthase (gene nags). The record is from RefSeq and is a predicted model, not a curated record. The coding region runs from base 152 to 1735 and encodes 527 amino acids. Lineage: Eukaryota; Metazoa; Chordata; Actinopteri; Pomacentridae. Gene Ontology annotation, molecular function: arginine binding; L-glutamate N-acetyltransferase activity, acting on acetyl-CoA as donor. Gene Ontology annotation, biological process: L-arginine biosynthetic process. Gene Ontology annotation, cellular component: mitochondrial matrix. The transcript has 8 exons.
GUGAGAAGUGCUAACGCAGCAGCAGCAGCAGCAGCAGCAGCAGCGGGUGGAUGAAGCUCUGCGUCCCCCUCAGCUGCUGCUACUCGGCGGAGACUUCACACGGAGCUCCCGCUGUCAGCCCGAGAGACCGAGAAGUUCGGCCGCCGCCAGCAUGUCCACAGUGAACAGCGGUUCCUCCGGCUGUCGGGCCGUGGUGAUGGCAGGAAAGUACCUGUCGAGUCCGUCUCCCCCGGCGCUGAGUCGGAGCUCCGGCCGGCAGCAGCGGAAAAUGUUCAGUCCGCAGCGGCGCAUGGUGAGCUCUGACGCGGCAGGCACGGCAGGAAAGCCCGCGGCUUUGGCCCAGCAGGAGCACCCGGGCUAUGUCUCCGCCGCAGACCGACAUGUGCGGGCGAACCGGAGUCUGAUUUACCGGGAUGUGAAGGCGUUUCUCAACGAGGUUGGCGGAGAUCCCCGGGAGGCUCGGUACUGGCUGACCCAGUUCCAGAGAGCGACUGCGGCUCAGUCUCCUGCCUUUGCCGUGCUGGAGGUGGACAGCUCGGCGUUCGACAGCAGGGAAAUGGUUCAGAGUCUGGCCUUCGGGCUCUCCUUCCUGCAGCGGAUGGAUAUGAAGCCAGCGGUGGUCAUGGGCCGGUCUGAGCACCAGGAGUCGGGGGUCACUGAACCGGUUCCUGGGUCUCGGAGCAGCCGGGAGCUGGUGGAACGCUGCCAGCAGCUGACCGAGGCUCUGCAGCAGGCCUCGGCCACCGUCCUGCCGUUCUUCUCCGCGGAGUCCUUCCUCCUGCUGCAUGAAGCACCGAGAGGAAGCAGUGCUCCCCCCUCCAUCACCGUGGACACCAGCCUCCUGCAGUGGAGUCUCGACUGCGGGACAAUCCCUGUGGUCUGUCCGGUGGGGAGGGACGAACGAGGCUGCUCAGUAAUACUGGACCAGACCGAGGUGACGGCGGCCAUUUCCCGAGCCCUGCAGCCCCACAAAGUCAUGUUUCUGAACAACUCGGGAGGCCUCCGUAGCCCAGAACACAAGGUGCUGGACUCGGUGUCGUUGCCCACCGACCUGCCCGGUCUGUCCGUGGCGGCGUGGCUGAGCCCAGCGGAGCGCCGCAGAGUGACCACCAUCGCCAGACUGCUCAAUCAGCUGCCCACCGAGUCCUCUGCUGUGAUCACCUCAGCAGACACGCUGCUGUCUGAGCUGUUCAGCCACAGGGGUUCUGGGACGCUCUUUAAAAACGGAGACCCCAUUCACCGGUACGCCUCUCUGGAUGAGAUUGAUGUGGAGCGUCUGCUGGCUCUCGUCAACAAGUCAUUUGAUAAAACUCUGAGGCGAGACUACAUCGACUCUUUGAAAGGACGACUGCACUCCAUCUACCUCUCCGAAGGGUACAGCGCUGCAGCCGUCAUCACCAUGGAGCCGGUGAACAGCGGCACGCCUUACCUGGAUAAGUUUGUGGUGAGCAGCAGUAAGCAGGGCCAGGGCACCAGUCACAUCCUGUGGGAGUGUAUCAGGCAGGACCUGGGCAAACUGUUCUGGAGGUCCAGAGCUACCAACAGGAUCAACCCCUGGUACUUUAAACAUUGCGAUGGCAGCUUCGUUAAUGGGGUGUGGACCGUGUUCUGGUUCGGCCUGACCGACAUCAGAGACUCCUAUGAGCUGGUAGAGUACGCCAAAAACCUCCCCGACUCCUUCCACAGCUCGUCUCUCACUUCCCCCCAGCAGACUCCUUCACCUGCAGGAUCCUGAACCACCUCCUUCAUCAGCUGCUUAUGUAGCUCUGAAACUUUAGAGAAUUGUUGAAUUUUUUUUCUUUUCUUUUAGCUUUAAGGCUGUGGAGUUUCAUUCUGUUCAACCCCAGAUCAUUCAUACUGUAUUCUCAGUGCUGCAUUUUUUUCUUCUACAGUUUUCAGUCCUCAGUCUUUUUCUCUGACUGUUGGGGGAAUUUCACCUAGGCAGUGUCUUCUGUUUUUAGAGCUGGCUUUUGCUCUAGGCAUUGCUGUGAUGCAGAGCUCAGGGUUUGCACUUUGCUUAAAGACCACCGACAAUGUGACAAAACUAAGGUUGCUUAAUUUUAAAAGGCAACCUCAAACUGCAGUAUUAUUUUGUGAUGUGGACCAGGAAAGCCAAGAUGAGCCAGGCGCUGUAGAGCCUCCAGAUUAGGUGUUGCUAACGGGGUCUUUUGCUGAUUUUGCACAUGGGGGACGUCUGUUUACUUGUCUCAAAGAAUCCUCCUGGACCUGUGGAAGUAUUUAUGCAGUUUUCUGUUCUGCUGAAGGAGAUUUUCAAUCUUUGCAAAAAUGACCCUCAUGAUGUCUCAGUGAUGUAAUCAGGAUUAUCUUGACCUUUGCAAUAUUUUAAAAUACAAAGGCUACUUUGAAUGGGGUUAUGGAUUUGGGAGUUUGGGUAAGAGUAAAGGAGUGUCUAAUGAAGGACUUGCUUUUUGGGAAAUGUCAGAUUCAGAACUGCAAAGCUAUAAAUUCAAAAUUCUGCUGCUUUGAUUUUAACCAUUCCUUUUAUUUUUUCAAAUUUGUACUGCAAGUUCUCCUCACUAAAUGGCUACAAUCGGGCUGUCAGAUGGAUUUGCAAGCAUAAAAUGUGACAAUUAACAGGAAGAAGAAGCGGUUUGCCACUUCCCUGUUCAUUUAGCAGACAGAAUUAGGAAAGAGACCAGUGAAGAUUGGAAUCCACUGGUGUUUUUGGCUGCUUGUAAGAAGACUGGUUGUCAUGCACUUCUUAAAUACCACAGAGUAUAAGGACUUGAGACUAAACUCUCCAAAACUCAAAUUCCAGACUCCGUAUUUAUCAAGUGCCCCAGAAACUUCUAGUGUUCUUGUGCUAAUAUAGCAGGUAACCUAUAAACACCGGUUACGCUGUCAUGUAAUUUCAUUUAGAAUUUUCAACUAGAUAACACUACAUUUGCUGUUUUCAUUCAGGAGUUCUUGUUACUGGGAUUUCAUUUGUAGUUCUAGCAUCCUAAAUAGUCUUAAUUUCCUUUGAUAGUGGUGCUCGGUUUUGUUUUUGGUCAACAGUGUUUACACAUGCAGUAAAGCUGAUGACAGAGGAAGAAGAUGGUGCAGACCCACAGGUUGUGGUUUUGGAGUUCUUUUAACUUUUGUUCUUGCCAGUGUGAACCAUGAGUUGUUUGGCUUUUGGGUCAUGGAAAGACUGUUUUUAGUGACCUCAAUGGAAACCUUAGAGCAGGACACUCCAAUACAACUUUUAAUCUCAGAGAUAAAUAAACAAAAAGGCCAAGUUUGUGUGCACUUAAGGUUUGUACAUCCUUAUGAAGGAGGGUGAGAUUUUAAGGCCGUUGGGUUCAACUCUUCUAAUAAUAAACCUGGAAACUUUGUUUGAACCAGAA